Messenger RNA from Myripristis murdjan (pinecone soldierfish), 1952 nucleotides. RefSeq names its product zinc finger and SCAN domain-containing protein 21-like. Gene Ontology annotation, biological process: regulation of gene expression. The transcript has 3 exons. The coding region runs from base 195 to 1319 and encodes 374 amino acids. Lineage: Eukaryota; Metazoa; Chordata; Actinopteri; Holocentriformes; Holocentridae. The record is from RefSeq and is a predicted model, not a curated record. Gene Ontology annotation, cellular component: nucleus.
GGACUUGAGAUUUUACAUCCGGAGGUGCAAAAUGUUGUGCAGCGGUCUUGUUUGCACGGUCGAACAGUGUUCCUGAGUGUUUUCAUCAGCUUCAGAAGUUUGCUUUCGCUUUUUAAAAAAAAUGUCGGGCUAACGCAGCAGUGCUUUGGAGAGUUUCGUUGGACCAGUGGGAUGUUUAAAGGGAAAGCGAAAGAAUGUCUAAACUUGAGCGUCUGAAUGCCCGUGUGGCCAAGCUGCUGACCGUCGCUGUGCAUGAGGUGCUGGAGGUGGUGAAGGAGACGGUGUCGGAGUACCAGGAGAAAACUGCCAGGACCCAGAGAGAGAACGAGAGUCUGAGGAGGAGGCUGCAGGAGCUCCAGGACAAGAUCACCAGAGAGAGCACACCUCCUCUACUUAGAAGUGGUCCUGUUCCUGAAGAAAAAGAAGACACAGACAAACAAGAACAAGAGCAGGAUUUAAGUCUCAGUCUGAAGCUAAACUCAGUAGUCAUUCAGACAGAACAAAAACCAAUAAGUAGCCUCAAACCUGAGCUUGACUUGAAGCAGGAAUCCAAAGAACUGGAUGCAGCUGAAUCACAAGCUGAGUGCAACUUGGCACAAACAUCAGUGGAACAUUGUCCAGUGCAGCAGGAGCAGGUGACUCACAUUACUGAGGAGGCAGUGACUGUGCAGACAUCGCACAGCGCAAAACGGGAUGCUGACGUGCCCGACAUUGCAAGCACCUCUCCCUCCAGCGCUCCACUCGGCGCCAGCCCCCCUGUCAUCAAAAGUGAACCACAGCCAACGGACUGCACCAUAUUGGAGCAGCCAGCCUCUCAAGAAACGUAUAACGGCUGUAUGGAUUUAAGCUGCAACUCUUCUCGUCAUGACUCUGCUGAGAGCCAGACACCACAAGUUAGUGCCGCACCUUAUGGACUCGUCUUUGUUCACUCAAAUCACAACGCCUUAUCUAGGAGGUAUGGGUUUGCGAAAACCAACAGGGCUUCCAUCGACGGGAGGAAAAACAGGAGGGAGAACUUCAGGAGGGAUGACCCACACAUCUGUUUUGUAUGUGGAAAGACUUUCAGCAGGGUGGGGAACCUGCGCAUUCACCAGCGCUGUCACACAGGAGAGAAGCCCUAUGGCUGCCUGCAGUGUGGGAGGUGCUUCAGCCAGGCGGGAGACCUGAAGAAACACAAGAGGGUCCACACAGGGGAGAAACCGUAUUACUGCCACCAGUGUGGAAAGAGCUUCAGUCGCGGGGAGAAUCUGAAACGACAUCAGAAGAUCCACAUUGGAGAGACACUGCAGUUACAGCAAGUAUGGAGAGACCACAAGUGAUCGGUCACUUGUGUCUGCUCUGUCUGUUCUUCUGUCUGCAACUCUUGACAUAGUAGUGAAAUCAGCACGCUGGAAUUGCUGGGAAAUCAUGAAGGAUGAUCAUGUUGUUCCUUUAGAGAAACUUCAGAAAUUGCUGUGGGGUGUUUGAAUUGUAAGCUACAGAAAAAAUCAAAAUCUCCUGUAAUUUACGGUGCACUUUUGCAGGGAGCAACUUGCUGUUUGACGGUGUGAGCCAGCCAAACAAUGCAUUGUUGCCAUUCAAAUAGCCAGUCGUGUGCUAAUGAUGCUAACCUGUAUACCCCUCUCAUUACACUUAAAUAGAACCUCAGUAAAGAACUCACUUACACAUAAGGCUAAUGCAGCGCAGUAGGCAGUGGAUUGUGAAUGCAGUGAUGUUUUAUCCAGGGGACCCGUGGAGUGUUUUAGCAGGUUAAAACACUCCAGGGUUCCUCCUGUCACAGUGUUAAAGAAUGUAGCACUAUGUUUGGUCAUGUACAGAAUGUAUCUCAUUUUACACCACAUACACAAAAGACAAUAACUGAUACUGUGAUUAUAUAUAUAUAAAAAAAAAAAAAAGAAACACAAUUUUGUAUGUGAAUGGCAUGAUGCUUAUUAAAGUCUGAUUUGCUGGAA